Molecule: messenger RNA, 1844 nt
Organism: Stegodyphus dumicola
Lineage: Eukaryota; Metazoa; Arthropoda; Arachnida; Araneae; Eresidae
Product: histone H2B-like
Source: RefSeq, a predicted model, not a curated record
GAAGAACAAGAAAAAAAAAAAAAAAAAAUCAAUAAAUUAGAAAUUUAAAAAAAUGUGGCUCGUAACUAUAAUCCACAAUAUCAGUAAUAUGAAAUUGUAAUAACAAUAAUUUGUAUAUAUAUGUAUUAUAAUGAACCUUUUCUGUCCAAGAUAGGCUGUAUUAGAACGUUUCUCAUUGGAUGGAAAUGAAAAGAAUGAAAUUCAAUAAAUAUGCUGCAUCCAAUGUGCCUUUUUUUGGAUUUUCGUUCAUUCGCAGACUCUUAAAAAAUGCCUCCUCAAGCAUCUGGGAAAGCUGUAAAGAAGGCCGGAAAGGCACAGAAAGCUGUCCGAGCUGGUGACAAGAAAAAGAGGAAGAAGCGCAGGAAGGAAUCUUUCGCUAUUUACAUCUACAAAGUUUUGAAACAAGUUCACCCCGACACUGGCAUCUCGAGUAAGGCUAUGUCUAUCAUGAAUUCAUUCGUUAAUGACAUCUUCGAAAGAAUUGCAGCUGAAUCUUCUCGCUUAGCUCAUUACAAUAAGAGGAGUACUAUCACUAGCCGAGAAAUACAAACUGCAGUACGUCUAUUGUUGCCUGGUGAACUGGCAAAACAUGCUGUUUCGGAAGGAACCAAAGCUGUCACCAAGUACACCAGCUCUAAGUAAAUUUUCAAAGCUUUACCCAUCAAAAAAGGCCCUUUUCAGGGCCAGAAUAUGAUAAAGGUUAGCUGUUACCUGCUUAUCCUUAAAUCACUCAUUGUUCAAUUUAUAAUUUCAUAUUGGCAUUUUUAAAAUUAAUUCACACUCUUUGCAAAAGAAAUCGAUCAUAUAUAUUUCAGCUCUACAAGUCAUCAUCUUUAUCCUCAUUGCUCUGCAUCCAAUUUCUUAUCUUCAAAAUGAGGAUCUAAUACACACACAAUAACCGAAUAAGGAAAAAUUGUACUUUAGCAGUUAGUCCCAGCUCACUUAUAUACACACUGCUUUCCGGAAAUCAGCCUUAAUACAUUUCAAUGCAGGUGGUUUUUCAUAAGUUUGCUAUUUAUCAAAAUGUAUGCAUAUCAGUGUCGUAGUUUUCAGGUGUACGUAUCACGAAUCGUUUCACUAGCUCAGUCACAGCCUUUCUCCGAGUAACUGGAACGAAAACAUUCAACGGUAUGCAAAGCAUAGCAAGUGCUGGCGGGACAGGAAACUGGCUAGCCUGCCCAGACGGGACAGUGGUUAGCGAAGCUAACUGCCGGGCCGGAAGGCCCGGGUUCGAAUCCCAAAGGGGGGCAGGAAGGAAGGAAGGUAGGGGGUGGGGUGGGGAUAUCAUCUGGAUGAAAUUUCUUCUCCGCAAAUAAAUCAUAUUUUUUUAAUUAAAAAAAAUUUAAUUAAAUAUUUAAAAAAUUCAGCUUUUGCCGGUUUAUAAUUAAUAAACUCUGAUGCAUCACAAAAUGCUAUCUUUCUGUCACUGCUUUGCUUUCAUAAAUCCUCGCAUGUUUCGCAAACGGUUUGACCACAGCCUUUCUCCGAGCCUAUCGAAAGAAUACAUUCAACAAAGGUAAGAUAUAAGGAACAUUUCAUUCUCUUCGUGGCCACAUUUAUAAUUUAUAGACUUAUUUUUCACAUUUGCCGCAUUAGAAAAUACAGUCGUUUCCUCAGUUUCAGAACAUAUCAUUUCCUUCGUUGCCACAUUUAUAAUUUGUGGACUUACUUGUCGCAUUAGAAAAUACAUUCGUCUCCUCAUCGACUUCAAAAACUUUUCAUUCACUUCGCUAUCGCAUUAGAAAAUACAGUCGUUUCCUCAGUUUUUCAUUGAUUCUACAACUUAAUACAAAUGUGACAUUUCUGAAACCAUUUUUCAUUAAAAAAACCAUAUUUAAACAUUU